Molecule: messenger RNA, 4119 nt
Organism: Aspergillus alliaceus
Lineage: Eukaryota; Fungi; Ascomycota; Eurotiomycetes; Eurotiales; Aspergillaceae
Product: DNA-dependent ATPase RAD26
Exons: 3
Coding region: 313-3900 (1195 amino acids)
Biological process (GO): transcription-coupled nucleotide-excision repair
Cellular component (GO): nucleus
Molecular function (GO): ATP binding; ATP-dependent chromatin remodeler activity
Source: RefSeq, a predicted model, not a curated record
AGACUGUUGCGCAGAGCACUAAGUAACCGCCACAAGCUCAUAUUUGGGGAAAUAUUCCAUUUUCCUCAGUUCUUGAGCGCAUAUUAACAAUAUCACUAUAAGUUCAGGCCUGCGAAUCAUGUACUUCCGCCACUAGGUGUUGCAACGGCGUUGUCCGAUGAUCCCUUACUUUCAAAUUUGUCCUCAUCUUUGAGGCUCCAAUGAAUACAUAGAUUUCUGCCACUUGGUAAAAUUAGAACCUUGGUAUCACGUCACCUUCCACUUUUCUUUUCUUUUCUUUUAUUUAUUCUCCUUUUUAAUCUCCGCCCGAGGAUGGACAAGCAUAUAGAGCGCGACUCGGAGUCGUUGGCUCAGAACGAUCGUCCUAAGGACGAACAGCCGAUGCACUCGAGUCCAGUCUCUUCAACGACACCAGUGAUUCCAGAUCAAGUUCCCACAGCGAGCGCAGAUGAAACGAGUCGCCUACGUGAACUUCAAGCAGACAUCCGCGACCAGGAUGACCUUGAGAGGGACAUAUCUCGUCAGGCCGACAGAUUGCUCAUGGAGCAAGCGGACAAACGUGAUAGCAGAAGACUAGAACGGGCCACGCAGGAGAAAGAAAAGCUCGAAGCGCAAAUAUUGAGGGCACACCAGCGGAUGUCCCAACCUAUUGGCACAUCAGCCCGAGCUCGCCUACAGAAUGAAUUAGAAAAGCUAGAAUCCCGUAAUGCCGCGUUGGCUAAUGACCUUAAAGAGAUACAGCAACGCAUCGACAAAAGACAUGAAGGGCAAGAGGCAGGUGGCCAGGCGAUGGGGACAGGUCGGAUGCCUAAUGAGUCCCGCAGAGACUAUCUCAUCCGGACAGGGAAAAUCACCCCGUUCUCUAAGAUGAGCGCUGGCCCAAAUGAGGGGCCUCACGCUAGCCUGCACGACGCUCUCAUUGAUGCUGAAAAUGAGCGCGAUGAGAGAGAAGCUUUGGAGCAAGUCAAGAAUCGGUCUGCAGUUUCUCACCGAAACCUUGUGCGCCCCGGCUUUGGCUUUGAUGAACCGAGUGAAGUGUCUACGGAAGUUGAUGAGCAUCCAAAAAAGCGGAGAAAACUGACAAAAGCCACCGCGGAAAGAGGGGCAGACAAAAGCUUCGAACAGAUAGAUCAGACCAUAAAUGCAGAAGAGGUACCUUCGGAUGAAGGCUCAGCAAGUUAUACAGCGUCAGAAGAGGAAGAGCUGUCAUCGGAAGAUGAAGAAGACUUCGUACCAGAGACCUCCUCACCACGACCUGCAGCCCGAAGCAAGGCUAAGAAGACACCAGAAGAUGUAGAAGACUUCAGCGGGAUGGAUGAUGGAAACGAGAAAAUUUAUCAAUCUAGGCUCCAGAAUUGGGUCAAUCGAAGGAGAGCUGCUCGGAAGCGUGCCCUGCAGGGUACCACGGAUGUUAACGAACAUGAUGAGCAGGAGGAGUGGUUCAUGCCUCAUCCAAGCGUGCCUGACGGGGACUGUGACAAUGGAUAUCGCAUUCCUGGUGACAUUUACCCCCUACUAUUUGAUUAUCAGAAGACAGGGGUGCAAUGGCUGUGGGAGUUGCAGCAGCAACAAGUAGGAGGAAUUAUUGGCGAUGAAAUGGGGCUUGGGAAAACGAUCCAAGUUAUUUCUUUCCUGGCUGGGCUUCACUACAGCAAAAAGCUAACAAAACCGGUCAUUAUUGUGUGCCCUGCUACAGUUAUGAAGCAAUGGGUGAAUGAAUUUCACCGCUGGUGGCCGCCCUUCCGCGUGUCAAUUCUGCACACGUCAGGCAGCGGGAUGGUAAACAUUCGAAGUGAGAGCAGCCGGGAAGAUGCGCUCUUGUCUCAGACGUGGGAUACUCGCCGUAGUCUGGGCGGCUUGAGAGCCGGAAAAAAGGUUGUCAAGCGUGUAGUAGAAGAGGGUCAUGUGUUGGUGACCACGUACUCCGGCUUACAGACCUACGCCCCUCUGCUGAUCCCAGUGGAAUGGGGGUGUGCUGUUCUUGACGAGGGACACAAAAUUCGUAACCCGAACACGUCAAUAACUAUUCAUUGCAAGGAACUCCGGACGCCACAUCGGAUUAUUCUGUCAGGUACACCGAUGCAGAAUAACCUAACGGAGCUCUGGUCAUUGUUCGAUUUUGUUUUCCCAAUGCGUUUGGGAACCUUGGUAAACUUUCGAAAUCAGUUCGAGUUCCCUAUCCGUCAGGGUGGAUAUGCCAAUGCCUCCAACUUGCAAGUGCAAACGGCUGCAAAGUGUGCAGAGACUCUGAAAGAUGCUAUUAGCCCGUAUCUCCUGCAACGUUUCAAGAUGGAUGUCGCUGCAGACCUUCCUAAGAAGAGCGAGCAAGUGCUGUUCUGCAAACUCACAAAGUUGCAAAGACAAGCAUAUAAAGCUUUCCUCGGCUCUGAGGAAAUGCAAUCCAUCCUCAGGGGCCGCAGGCAAGUAUUAUAUGGAGUGGAUAUUUUGCGGAAAAUAUGCAAUCAUCCAGACUUACAGAGCCACAAGUUUACAUCGCAUCAGACAGGUUAUGGCAGUCCUGAAAAGUCAGGCAAAAUGCAAGUGGUCAAGUCACUAUUGGAACUGUGGAAGGAGACGGGCCAUAAGACUCUCCUAUUUACGCAACAUCGCAUCAUGUUAGACAUCCUUCAGAAAUUCGUCAAAUCUCUAUCUGGAUUCAAUUAUCGGCGGAUGGAUGGCACCACGCCUAUCGCCCAACGGCAAUCGAUGGUCGACGAAUUUAACAAUAACCCUGAUCUCCACGUGUUUCUUCUCACUACUAAGGUAGGAGGACUGGGAGUAAAUCUUACGGGGGCUGAUCGUGUGAUCAUCUAUGAUCCUGAUUGGAAUCCUUCUACCGAUAUGCAAGCCCGUGAGCGAGCGUGGCGACUCGGACAAAAGCGUGAUGUUACCGUGUACAGGUUGAUGACCGCUGGGACAAUCGAGGAGAAGAUAUAUCAUCGACAAAUCUUCAAGCAAUUCCUCACAAAUAAGAUAUUAAAAGAUCCUAAACAGCGCCAGACUUUUCAAUUGAGCGAUUUGCACGAUUUGUUUUCUCUUGGGGAAGAGAACCAGGGUCCAACGGAAACAAGCAAGAUUUUCAGAGAUGCCGACAUCACGUACGAAGAGGGGGGCAGCGCGGAUACUCGCCAGACAGAUACACGUGCUCGCAUACAGCGUGGCCCCCAGGACCAACAAGAUGAGACAAGAGACGUUGGCCGAGUUCAAGGCAUAGCAUCGAUUGAGAACUUUCAAGGUGACUCUGAGUCACCGAGCGACAAAGACCAGGGACCCCCCGGCACUAAUAAGGAGUCACGUAUCAUGGAAGGUAUCUUUGCUCGCUCUGGGGUACAUUCUGCGGUAGAGCACGACCAAAUUGUGAAUGGUAAGCGAGUUGUGCGGGCGGAUCCCAAGAUCAUUGAGGCAGAAGCAAAGAAGGUCGCUGCCGAGGCCGCUGAGGAGCUGCGGCGAGCGGGAGAAGCAGCACGGUCUGUGCCGAUUGGCACGCCAACAUGGACAGGGCAGUUUGGGCUUGCCGGAAAACCGGAGGAGCCCUCAACGCGUCCGGGAUUUGGCGGAAGUAGUAGCUCUACAAGACGAGCAGCGGGCCCGUCAUCCGCCAGCAUUCUGGCCAAUCUUUCUGCACGUACUCCCUCAUCCCGAAGCGGGAGUAACAGCCCCGCCCCGGGCAAGGCUCCCAGCGGAAUGGAUUUCAUUACGAUGAUCAGAGACUUUAUCGGAUCCCACGGCGGAUCCGUUCACACGCAGAUGCUGAUUGACCACUUCAACCGUUUUUGCACUACCCCCCAACGGUCGGCUGAAUUCAAAGAAAUGCUCAAAACAAUUGCUGUGCUGGAGAAGGGCGGACGGAACGGACGGGGUCGAUGGUCGCUGAAGCCUGAAUACGCCAAGAAAAGAUGAUUCGUUGCGGGCCUAUCUCUUUCUUUGCUUUCAGUUUUGGCAUUGUCCUUUCUUUCUCCAUUCCAUGUUAGGGUGAUGAGACUGAAAGGGGACUUUUCACUUUGCUUGCUCUAGUGACGAUAUUACAGGCAUGGCGCAACGGAUACUGUUUAAGAUUAUAGGACAGUCUUGGGUUUAAUGUCGAUGGGAUACGACAGGUUCACAAAGGAUGGAGUUUGG